GUCGGAACGAACGCGUUCGAAAGAUCAAAAGUCAACUCUGUGGUUUCUGUUGCAUCACUUGACUCGUUGCAGUAUGGCUUUGGUAGCUGCGCUGCAGCUCUGGGACGCGCCAAGCACCUCUGAAUAUUAUAGAAGGCGAUACGAGGAUCUCGCAAAGGCAGACUCGUUAGUCAAGUCGUACCUCGAGCCGAGAAAUGUGUCUGCUGGAGUCACAAAGCCAGUCGAGACGCCUGCUAUCUCGUCAGCGUUCAAAAUGGUAAUAGAAGCGGGCUUGGCUCCUGAUAUUUACUCAGAUUUCAUCAUACGAGUUGACUCGUCUUUCGAUCUGAUCCGUCGAGAAAUUGAUGAACACAUGGACGAGGCGACACUUGGAUCAUCUGGACAAGCCGAUACCAUAUUGGUGAACCUAUUCGAGCGUCUGGCCUUAUGGCAGAGGAUAUGGGCGGUUCCCUUAAAGGCAUUCAAUGAUCCCAAGCUCAUCCCCCAAUUCACCAAAACAUUCCAUCAACUCUUGCAUGCUUCGUUUCCGAAAUGCUUCCCGGAUGUGCUACAGCACUUUCUCGAGUCAUCCCUGUUGAGAGUACCCGAGCCUAUCUCGCCGAGACCGGCUGCUCUGCCGAAGGUUGCUCCUCCUAGUCCUCACCUCUCUAGACUUGGGAUCAUUCCUCGUUACUCUGCGACGUUGAGCAAGGUGGCGUAUGUGGAAAUUGAGCGCAUUGUCAAGGACGAAGCCGGCAAAGGAUGGGAGACUAGACGUCUGAACAAGGCGAGAUUGAGAGUCAGCAGUAGUGUCGCUGGGUGGUUGACUGGGAUGUUUGAUGGGACCGAGGCGGCGCAGACUGCUCUGAGACCCAUGUUCUCCCGCUUCGACUACUAUCUCUGCAAGUGCUUUUUCGACACAAGGACCGAUGAGCUGUUUGAUAUCAUCGUCGACUAUCCCGAUUCGAUGGCAGCCUUGGAAGACCUCAAGGAAUGUCUAUUCAAGGUGGAUCAGAGAGCAGCACUGGUGGACAAGCUCAAGGCGGCCAACAUCAAGCGUCUUCUGCAUCCAGGUGCAGAGACUAAAGAUGUAAUCGCCCAAUACAUCUCCACGAUCCGAGCCUUACGCAUUUUGGAUCCGCCAGGAGUCCUGCUCCAUAAAGUUGCCGAUCCUAUUCGACGUCAUCUCAGAGAGCGUCCCGAUACCAUCAAAUGUAUCGUGGCUACCCUCGUCGAAGGCGAAGAGCUGCAAGACGAGAACGAGCUCGGCGCUGGGGACGGCGCGAUCGACCAAGGCAAUAUGGAUGGGGUAGAGAAUUUCUUGGACAAUCGCUGGGAACCAGAACCGGUAGAUGCUGCACCAGAAUUCCGCUCUGGGAAGGCGAGCGAUAUCAUCAGCACCCUUGUCAGCAUUUACGAGACCCGCGACGUCAUCAUGAAAGAGCUGCAGGUCCUUCUCGCGACUCGCUUACUCGCAGUCAAAGACUAUGACGCGGUCAAGGAGAUCCGCACCGUCGAACUCUUGAAAAUCCGCUUCGGCGAGGCUGCCCUUCAGGUUUGCGAUGUCAUGCUCAAGGAUAUUGCCGACUCUAAACGAAUCAAUGACCAUGUGCAUGGUGACAUCAAAUCUGAUGUUCAUCCGCUCGUCAUAUCCCGCAUGUUUUGGCCGAAUAUCGAAAAUUCUGCUUUGCACUUACCGCCCAAGCUUGAGGAAGCUCAGCGCGAAUACGAAGCCGCAUUCCACCGGUUCAAACCAGACAAGCACCUCAAAAUCCUGCAACAUCUCGGAUCCGUCAGCAUCAGACUCGAGCUUGCGGAUCGCAUCGUGGAGGUGGAGGCCACACCCCUCCAAGCAUCUAUCGCAGAGCUGUUUGAAACUCGGGAUGCAUGGUCGAUACUUGAUCUAGGGCAGAAACUUGGCAUUGAGGACGAGGAGACCGUCACGAAUGCCUUGAUCUGGUGGGCUGAGCACGGCGUGCUCAAGGAGACCAACAAGGGCUCGUGGCGCCUUCUCGAAUCCAUGGAGGACGACGUAGCGCCUAGUAUUCCUUCUAUGCCUGAAGACUCGGGAAUCGAUAGACUAGACGAGACGAAAGCGGACGCAAUCCGAGUUCACUGGCCGGUGAGUCACCGAAAUCGGGCAAUGCUGACUCCUUGAGCGCAUCGAAGGUAAGGACUCAGAUGUGAUGCUGUCUGACUUUCAUCGAAAAUUGCAAUCGGUA
This is a messenger RNA of Kockovaella imperatae, 2201 nucleotides long. RefSeq lists its product as hypothetical. Lineage: Eukaryota; Fungi; Basidiomycota; Tremellomycetes; Tremellales; Cuniculitremaceae. Gene Ontology annotation, biological process: ubiquitin-dependent protein catabolic process. The transcript has 16 exons. Bases 74 to 2137 code for a protein of 687 amino acids. The record is from RefSeq and is a predicted model, not a curated record. Gene Ontology annotation, cellular component: anaphase-promoting complex. Gene Ontology annotation, molecular function: ubiquitin protein ligase binding.